GAGGGGAGUCACUGUGCAGAGAUGGCUAUGGUAUGCCUCACGGACUUUGAGGAUUAUGCCAAGGAGCAUCUUUCAAAGGCCACCUGGGAUUAUUAUGCAGCCGGAGCGGAUGAAUGCUGCACCAGAGAUGACAAUCUGCUGGCUUAUAAAAGGAUCCGUCUGAGACCUCGGAUUCUGCGGGACGUGUCAAUGAGUGACACACGUACUACAGUGCAGGGGACUGAAAUCAACUUUCCUGUUGGCAUUGCACCUACAGCAUUUCACUGUCUGGCCUGGCAUGAAGGGGAGACGGCUACAGCUCGGGCUGUGAGUGAUGCUGAUGUUUCCUCUUCCUGCUGCUCACAGAUUGACGCUCUGGCAGAAAUUGUAGACACAGUUCAGGGAAGAAUAGAGGUUUAUUUAGAUGGAGGGAUCCGGACAGGAAGUGACGUACUGAAAGCUCUGGCCUUGGGAGCUAGGUGUGUGUUCAUUGGCCGUCCAGCUGUGUGGGGCCUCGCAUACAAGGGGGAGGAGGGGUUGAGGGAAGUACUCCAAAUUCUCAACGAUGAGUUCCGUCUGUCCAUGGCUUUAUCAGGUUGUAGAAAUGUAGCUGAAAUCAACAGGAACCUCAUUCAGUUUUCCAAACUCUGAUGUUCCAGCAGGGGGCAGCACUGAGGACAAUAAUGGCACCAGGUUAACUGGACUCUGAAAUGAAUCAGAUUGUUGUAUAAGUAGUUUCUGAGCUUAAAUUAGGAGAAAAAUCAAGAAAUUUAUACCUCAGAACUUAUAAGGAUGAAAAAUGUCUGUACUUUGAAAACAACUUAUGCCGAACAUCCCAAAUGCUGAUUGUAUGAGUGACAGAAUAUGGAGGGAGACUUGAGUGUCAGUGAACGAUUAAGAAAGUGAUCAAUGAAUGUGCUUUUGCUUUGAGAGUGAAAAGGAUGGAGGCCUGUAUUUUAAAACCAACUAAAUUCUAAUGAUUCCAUUGUAAGAGUUAAAAUGCUGCUAGUGCUUGUGCUUCAAUAAAUACCUGCU
Molecule: messenger RNA, 1014 nt
Organism: Nematolebias whitei (Rio pearlfish)
Lineage: Eukaryota; Metazoa; Chordata; Actinopteri; Cyprinodontiformes; Rivulidae
Gene: hao2
Product: hydroxyacid oxidase 2 (long chain)
Exons: 5
Coding region: 22-630 (202 amino acids)
Molecular function (GO): oxidoreductase activity
Source: RefSeq, a predicted model, not a curated record